Colletotrichum graminicola M1.001 is the source of this 2337-nucleotide messenger RNA. Its product is annotated as fungal specific transcription factor domain-containing protein. The transcript has 4 exons. Gene Ontology annotation, molecular function: DNA-binding transcription factor activity, RNA polymerase II-specific; zinc ion binding; DNA binding. NCBI's taxonomy places the organism in Eukaryota, Fungi, Ascomycota, Sordariomycetes, Glomerellales, Glomerellaceae. Gene Ontology annotation, biological process: DNA-templated transcription; regulation of DNA-templated transcription. The record is from RefSeq and is a predicted model, not a curated record. The coding region runs from base 1 to 2337 and encodes 778 amino acids.
AUGCCGGGAGAAGCUCAGCUCCCAUCCCCGACGAGGGUUCCUCCACCCGAACCCGACCCCAUGGCAGCCAUGAAGCUUACCAGGGGCACCUCAUGUGUGCUAUGCCAGCAACGAAAGGUGCGCUGCGACAAGAACAAGCCGUGUGCCAACUGUGUCAAGGCCCGGGUAGAGUGUCGAGUGAUACCACCACAACCACCCAGACGGCGGAAGAAGCGGCUCCAAGAACGGGAUCUUGUCGACAGACUCAAGAAAUAUGAGAACCUGUUAGCCGAGAAUGGCGUCAAGUUCGACCCCAUCGCCGCGGAUCUCAAGGCCUCGGAUAGGAACUCGGUGCAUAUGGACGACGACCACCAGAUCGACGACGAUGCCGACCUGGCGAACGACUUUGAAGGGCUCAAGACCUCUCCCGAGGGGAGCACAUCCCCUUCCGUUGCAGGGAGCCGAAGGUCGCAAUCCGACAAACCCUUUAACAAGUGGUUUCCUUUCCACAAAGAGUUCAGAGCUAGCGAGGAGCUACUCAGAGACUCUUCAGAAGACGAGGUUGAUGGUUCAACGAUCCACCAUGCUUUCGACAAGAUGUAUGACAACCAAGAUGGCUUUCCGUUUGUCGUAGGCAGUCGCAACGCGUCGGUGAUGCACCUCCACCCGUCGCCCAUCCAGAUCUUCCAACUAUGGCAGAUCUACAUUAACAAUGUCAACCCCCUCCUAAAAAUCACACAUGUACCAACGGUUCAGGGCCUCAUCAUCGAGGCCAGCGCCAACCUCGAGAAGAUCCCCAAGAACGUCGAAUCGCUUAUGUUUGCGAUAUACCUCAUGGCAGUCACCUCACUCGAGGACGUUGAGGUUGCAAAGAUGUUCAAUGAACCAAAGCCCACCGUCCUCUCCAGGUUCCAUACAGGGCUCCAACAAGCCUUGGUCAAUGCCGGCUUCAUGCGCACCAGCGAUACGAUGGUUCUCCAGGCUUACAUGCUCUACUUGAUCGGGGUCCGCAUGUUCGUUGACCCGCGCCAGAUAUUCUGUCUUGUCGGGAUCGCCGUGAGAAUAGCUCAACGAAUGGGUCUCCAUCGAGACGCUGCGGCGUUUGGCCUGUCACCAUAUGAAGUCGAGCAGAGGCGGCGGCUGUGGUGGACGAUUGUAGGCUACGACCGUCGGAUAGGAGAGAUGACGGGCUCGACUGUGACGGCCCUGUCUACAGCUGGGGACUGCAAACUACCCUUGAAUAUUAACGACACGGACCUCCACGUCAAUGGCAAAGACGCCCCGACGCCCCACCAGGGUGUGACGGAAAUGCUUUUCGUCCUCAUCCGGACGGAGCUCGCGAUGGCUAUCAACAUCGACAGCAUGCGGGAUCCCCAAAGACACAGCGACAAGGACGGCGCCCUGGGGUCUGCCGCGCCACGCCCCGGUCCGACUGUUCGCAUGGCCGGCCAGGACCAAUCUUACACGCUCGAUGGAUUCUUCGCGCAUAUCGAGGGGACAUACCUAAAGUGGUGCGAUCCCAAGAUCCCGCUACACUUCUUUACUCUCACCAUGACGCGUCAGGCGCUGUGCAAGAUGCGCGUGAUUUCGUUCCUCGUGCGGAUGGGCAACGGCGAGGCGAGCACAUUGGCAGACCACGAGCGCGAUACUCUCUUCCUCGAAGCCAUACAGAUGAUCGAAUACGACAACAUCGUUCAAGCUGCCGACAGCCUACAGGGGUACAAGUGGUACACGUACCUGCAUUUUCCAUUCCCGGCGUACAUGUUCCUGGUGACGGAGCUGCGCCACCGGCUUACCGGACCGAUGGUCGAGCGCGCGUGGGACGCUAUCGCCGAGAACCAUGAGCGGCGUGGCCUUAUGAGCACGCUACACAGCCCCAUGCACAUCGCAUUUGGCAACCUUUUCAUCAAGGCCUGGGACGCACACGAGGCCGGGCAACAGCAGAUCGGCAAGCCGAUGCAGGAGCCAAUGUGGAUCACGCGGCUCCGGCAGAGGGCGGAGAGAAUGGGCAAGAAGCAGCGAAGCGGCCAGACCGGUGCGGAGAUGGGCGCCGGCAUCCCGCAACAGACAGCGCGAGCUGUGCCGGUCAACAGCACGUCGCAGCUCGGGGCCAUGCAAAUGACGCAGAACAUAAUGAUGACGCCGCCGUCCGUGGGUGCGGGGACGCCGGCAAUGAGCGGCCCACCAGCGCCAGAGAGCGAUGUCGUUGACAUGGACUGGAGUUACUUGAUGCAGGGGUAUGAUAUGGACACAUAUGUGGCAUUUGGGGGAGGCUUCGGAGGCUUUCCCUUGAACGGCAACAACAUAGGAGGGCCGGGCAUGAUGGGGAACUCGGACGGAAACAUGUUUGGGAACUAA